Myripristis murdjan (pinecone soldierfish) is the source of this 2026-nucleotide messenger RNA. RefSeq names its product 2-hydroxyacyl-CoA lyase 1 (gene hacl1). Bases 127 to 1833 code for a protein of 568 amino acids. Gene Ontology annotation, molecular function: catalytic activity; thiamine pyrophosphate binding; magnesium ion binding. NCBI's taxonomy places the organism in Eukaryota, Metazoa, Chordata, Actinopteri, Holocentriformes, Holocentridae. Gene Ontology annotation, biological process: fatty acid alpha-oxidation. Gene Ontology annotation, cellular component: peroxisome. The record is from RefSeq and is a predicted model, not a curated record. The transcript has 17 exons.
CUUGGUCGAACUCUACAACCGUUGGUCAAUGUUUCCCUCACUAGUUAUUACACGGAUUUUGAUAUAGUAAGCUAACUUUUGGUGCUGGCUUUAACAGGUAACGUUAAUAUUUUUUAUUACGCAGCCAUGGAGGAAGUGACAGGAGCUCAGCUGAUUGCCGAGGCUCUUAAAACUCAGAAUGUGGAGUUUAUGUUUGGGAUUGUUGGUGUUCCUAUCAUCGAGGUGGCCAUGGCCGCUCAAGCUGCAGGGAUCAAGUAUGUAGGCAUGCGCAACGAGCAAGCGGCCUGCUAUGCAGCAUCUGCCGUUGGAUACCUCACCGGACGGCCAGGUGCCUGCCUGGUGGUGUCCGGCCCCGGACUCAUCCAUGCACUUGGUGGGAUGGCCAAUGCUAACAUGAAUUGCUGGCCAGUGGUUGUCAUCGGAGGUUCCUCAGAUCAAAACCAAGAAACAGCAGGGGCCUUUCAGGAGUUUCCUCAGGUUGAAGCAUGUCGCCUGUAUAGCAAGUUCUCUGCUAGACCCGGCAGUCUGGAAGCCAUCCCCUCGGUGGUAGAAAAGGCAGUUCGCACGAGUAUGUACGGGCGUCCAGGUGCCUGUUAUGUGGACAUCUCAGGAGACAUGGUCAACGCUAAAGUGAACAGGAGCAACGUCAGAGUUGUGUCCUGCUGUCCACCUCCUCCUGUGAGUUUAGCUGACAACACAGCAAUCACAGAAGCCAUUUCUGUCCUGAAAGGAGCUAAAAGACCCCUAGUCAUCAUUGGCAAAGGAGCAGCGUAUGGCCGAGCAGAGAGCGCUCUGAGGGCGCUGGUGGAGGUGAGUGGCCUGCCUUUCAUACCUACACCCAUGGGGAAAGGAGUGCUGCCUGAUAACCACCCCAACUGUGUGGCUGCUGCUCGCUCAAGAGCUCUGCUCCAAGCUGAUGUUGUGUUGCUGCUUGGAGCCAGGUUGAACUGGAUCCUGCACUUUGGGCUCCCGCCUAGAUUUGACCCUCAUGUCAAGGUCAUCCAGGUUGACCUUUGUGCUGAGGAAAUGGGGAACAAUGUGAGGCCGGCUGUUGCUCUCCUUGGUGACGUCAAUGCUGUUGUCACACAGCUCCUGGAAUCCGUCCGUAAAGAUGGCUGGAAAUAUCCCUUCAACACAGAGUGGUGGAGCGCACUGAAGGAGAAGAUUGCUGCCAAUGCAAAAAUAUCAAAGGCACUCGCCCUUCAGUCCGCAGUGCCCAUGAACUACUACACAGUGUUCCACCACAUCUCCCAGCUGCUGCCAGGAGACUGUGUCAUCGUCAGUGAGGGAGCCAACACUAUGGACAUUGGACGCACUAUGCUGAACAACUCCCUACCUCGACACAGGCUAGAUGCCGGCACGUUUGGAACAAUGGGAGUAGGGCUCGGCUUUGCCAUCGCAGCGGCAUCUGUGGAGAAGAGCCAGAAUACAGGCCGAAGGGUCGUGUGUGUGGAGGGGGACAGCGCCUUUGGCUUUUCUGGAAUGGAGGUUGAGACCAUGUGCAGGUAUAAUCUACCUGUGAUCAUCAUUGUUGUCAAUAACAAUGGGAUAUACAGUGGCGUAGAUCCUGAGACAUGGAAAGAAAUGGCAAAGAUGGGAGAUCUGACCACUAUAGCCCCACCUGUGACCCUUCUACCUGAGGCCCGCUAUGACGAGGUCAUGACGGCUUUUGGUGGACGUGGGUUCCUGGUGAGGACGGUGGAAGAGCUGCGCAGUGCCUUGAAGCUCAGUUUGAGUGACUGGGAGAGGCCCAGUCUCCUGAACGUGCUCAUCGACCCUGCCUCUGACAGAAAACAACAGGAGUUCCCCUGGCUAACACGCUCCAACCUAUAGACCCGAAGGCUCAAAGAGAAAGAAGAGCUGCCUCCGUUUUCACAGCAGUGACAGUUCUCAUGAAACUCCAAACUGAAGAAUAUAAUUCUGUUUUUUUUUAUGAUUGUUUCCAUGAAAUGUUCUAAUUCAUUUUUACUACACAGUAGUAUACAAUUUACUAAAUAAUACUACGAUUAAAAUUGCUUACAAACGA